AGUUUUUACAAGCUUGAAAUGCUUUAUUGUCUGUGCACCGCCUGUAAUACCAAUUAGUGGGAAAAAACUCCAUGAAGAUUUCGAUAGAAGGAAUUCAGAAAACUCGCCUAAUAGUUUUUCUUUAUUAAUGUCAAACGAUAUUGCAAUCCGCGUUGAAUUAUUAUUAUUUUGAAAAUCACAAGCAGAAAUAUUAAAAUGGGAUUAUUCAUGUUUUAUUUCAUAAUUUCCUAAUAUCAUAGAGAGUUACUGUACGACUAAUAAAACGUUUAGAGACAAUUAUGAUUGGAUUUACUUUCUGACUUAAUCGCGUGUAUAAAAAUUUAUAAUAACACUUGGAUCAUGAAGAUGAAAGAAGAAUGUAAAAAAAGUUCGGAGAAUUGUUAGCGGGUUUCUUUUUGAUAUUGACAUUUGUGGUUUGAUCGUAUUCAAGAAGUAUAGGACGUUCUUUUGAGCACUUCUGGUAUACAUCAGAAUCAAUUAAACUGUAUAUCGACAGUAACUUAACUAUUGGUGGAAGCAGUGGUGUAAAAAAUACGAUGGGAAAAUUAUUUGUACAAUAGAAUUGUGAAAUCGGUAAAUGAAGAGUGGGUGUCCCCCUCUUAUAUACGUCUAAAUACAGUUUUCUCUACUCUAUAAUUUCCUGUGUUGACAUAUAUAAUUGUACAUUGAAAUUCGAUCAAUUGAUUGAAUUCUUAGAUACGAUAAAAAUAUUAAUAUAAGCAACAAAUUGGACUUAGAUCUUUAAUCGCCUGUGUGAUUUCAGUUCGAUCUGGAGAAAUUAAAGGAUCACUAUCCUAUAACUUCAAUUCCGAUAUUCCCAUCGGUGUGUGUCGCAGGUUUUUGAUAGCCAAUUGUCAAAGUUUUAAGUUAAUUCAAUUUUUUCAUUGUCUGCAUCACGUUUUGGAAUAUGCUCUAGUGGAAUUCCCAUGUGGACUGCAUCGUUUCAGAUAACGCAUAGGUAACGAUCAAAAGCGUUAUUGUACAAUUCUUGUUGCCACGUGCUCGGAAAUAUAAUGUUCUGGGAAUCUGAAUUACUUAAUAAGUUGACUAAUCGAAUAUAAUCGGUCCUAUUGGAGAAAUCAACUUUAGUUAACAGCAAAUAACUAGUAAACUUUACAGAGGAAAUAAGUAACAACUUAUAUUUAAUAAUAAUAAUAAUAUUCAAAGUAUCUUAAUAAAACACGUGUUCAGAGGGGUAUCGAAUGACAAACAAAGAUCAGUGUUUGUGGUAGAAUGUGGCGUUUUGCAGUUUCAAAAAGUAGAUUAUAUAUUUGACUGUAUGAGGAUUUUUGAAGUAAGCAUCGGGGAGUAUGCUACCCCUAAUUCAUUAUGAUAUCACCUGAGAGGAUUAUUUUAUGUGUUUUCCUGAUCUGGUUGACAUUGAGGUGUGCUAAUUGUCUUCCUAAAGAAAUCACUGUGGGAGGUCUGUUUGGUGAGGAAGAAGACGAGAGGAUACAUAACGCUUUUAAACACGCAGUAUAUUGGAUAAACCACGACCAAGAGUUCUUUCGAGACAACCAACUUGUGUUUGACACAAGAAUAUUACAAACUAAGGACCUGUUUAAAUCUACUAAAGAAGUUUGUUUCCAGAUGAAUUUAUCACCGGCAGCUAUAUUUGGACCAAGAUCAGCAGAAAUGUCUUCAUACGCCAAUUCCAUGUGUAGAUACUUACACAUUCCCCAUUUAGAAUACCGAGAGGAACCGACUUACCGCCGUACAGCAAGUUUUUCUAUCAAUCUUCAUCCCAGUCCGGUGGAAUUGGCUAAAGCAUAUCUGGAUGUUAUUAACUAUUAUAAUAUGGACCAUUUACUGAUACUGUACGCAUCUAGCAGUGGGUUAACGAAAAUGCAGGUUAUUAUACAAGAUAUUUCUAAAGAAUCUGGAAAAGCGAUACAUUUACGACAGGUCGGUUCAAAUACCAACAUGAGAGAAUUACUAAUGGAGGCAAAGAGAAAGCAAUGGACCAAUAUCUUAGCCGAUCUAAAUGCAUCGCAGACAUCUUUAUUACUGAAAAUGGCUCUUCAACAAGGAAUGAUAAAUCCAUAUCAUCAUUAUGUUUUAACAACAUUGGACAUAGCUACUUUGAAUUUAGAUGACUACAAAUAUAACCAUGUAAAUAUCACAGGAUUCCGAUUGGUAGAUCCAAAGAACAAGUUUGUCAAACUAAUUACAGAUGAUAUGUAUAUUUACCAGAUGAACACACGCCUGCCACUGUUGAGUAUGGAAAACCAUAACACAAUACCGUAUGAGUCGGCACUUUUAUUUGAUGCAGUCCUGUUAUUUGCUAAAUCACUGGAAGAACAAGCUAAAUAUCACAUUAUAAGACCGGUGAAUGUAUCAUGUGAAGGAGAUGAUGUAUGGAGAUCAGGAUUAGACCUAUUUAACUACCUAAAUACGGUUAAAAUAUCAGGACUGACAGGUGACUUGUUGCUGCAACACGGAAGACGAUUACUGUUUAAUCUAGACAUUGUACAAUUGAUGAAAGACGGACUCGAAAAAACAGGUACAUGGAGUUUAGACAAAGGACUGAAUAUAAGUUCUGAACAAAGAUAUAUCUUACUCGGAAACAAGACGUUAGUUGUUUCUACCAACCUUAAAAAGCCUUUAAUCGUGAGCACUGCCCUAGAAGCACCUUAUGUGAUGAUAAAAGAAACAGCUGAAAGUAAACAGCUGAAAGGAAAUGACAGGUAUGAAGGAUUCUGUGUUGAUCUGUUGAAAUCAAUUGCAAAAUAUGUUGGAUUUGAUUAUGAAAUAAGAGUUGUUCCCGACGAAUUAUAUGGUGCUUACAAUUCAAAAACAGAAGAAUGGAACGGUAUAAUUAAAGAAUUAAUAGAAAAGAGAGCAGAUAUGUCCAUGGCUGCAUUGACUAUAAAUUACGAACGUGAACAAUAUAUCGAUUUUUCCAAACCAUUCCUCAAUCUCGGAAUCAGUAUAUUGUUUAGAAUGCCAAAGAAAGAGAAACCCGGAUUAUUCUCUUUUCUAAAUCCUCUCGCAAUGGAAAUAUGGAUUUAUUUAAUAGCAGCGUAUAUGACUGUUAGUUUUAGUAUAUUCGUGCUGGCACGAUUUAGUCCCUAUGAAUGGUAUAACCCACACCCAUGCAUUCCAGAAACAGACUCUGUGGAGAAUACGUUCAACUUAUCAAACAGUUUUUGGUUCGCCAUUGGAACAUUAAUGCAGCAAGGAUCGGAUGUAAAUCCGAGAGCCGUGUCUACCAGAAUAGUCGGCUCAACUUGGUGGUUCUUUACUCUUAUAAUUAUAUCAUCCUAUACUGCUAAUUUAGCAGCAUUUCUAACUAUAGAAAGACUAGUGUCGCCUAUAGAAAGUGCAGAAGAUUUAGCAAAACAAACUGAAAUAGAAUAUGGAACACGCGAAAGUGGAACAACCAUGUCCUUUUUUAAGAAUUCACAAUUUGAAAUUUAUCAACGAAUGUGGAAUUAUAUGAAAGGCCAUGAGAAAACAGUGAUGAUGAAAUCUGGAACCGAUGGUAUUGAACGUGUUAAAAAGGGUGGAUAUGCAUUCUUUAUGGAGUCUACAGGAAUUGACUAUAUCACAAAACAAGACUGUAGAUUAAUGCAAGUGGGAGGUCUACUCGAUUCCAAAGGUUUUGGGAUGGCCACCCCUAUGGGUUCACCGCUCAGAGACAAGCUGUCAAUGGCCAUUUUACACUUCCAAGAAGAGGGUUUAAUACAAUCACUAUACGAAAAAUGGUGGAAAGGGUCGGAAAAUUGCGAUGCCGACAGUGGUCCUGCAGCUGGCAAAGCUAGUCCGUUAGGAGUGUAUAAUGUCGGCGGUAUUUUUGUUGUUCUGAUGGGUGGCCUUGUAUUAUCUGUGAUUGUAGGAGUUUGUGAAUUUGUUGUCAAAUCAAGAAAGAAUGCUAGAGAAGACAGGGAAUCUGUUUGUUCAGAAAUGGCGAAAGAGCUUAGAUUUGCAGUACGAUGUCAUGGUUCAUCAAAGAAAAUCAACAAAUCUUUGUGCAACAAAUGUAAUGACAGACAUGCGCGCUCAAUUCCAUGUGCACUAGACGAAUCAAUUGACACUCUUCCAAAUGGUGUGAUUCGAUUACACGAUAUGAGAAAAUCACCAUAUCAUUCUCGAAAAGAAUUGAAUAACCGGUAUAAAGACAGUGGUUACUUACAUGUAGAUUAUAGUGACACAGAUACAAUGUAAACUUGCAUGUUUUUACAUUAAGUUCGUAUAGGUGAAGUACGGUCAUUUACAUGUAAUAUAAACUGUUUAUUUUUUUGAAUUAUAGUAAAGUUAUAUUUAUCGAGCGCAUGUCAAUAUUUCAUUUAUUUCAUAAUUUAUACAAAUUCACUUCUACGUUUUCUGUGUGAAUAUUCCAUAAACGUACGUGGCGUUUUUAAGUAGACAGAGGUUUUGAUUUCUUUUCAGCUGGCCUGAGAUACAACCAAAAAGAUUGUUGUGUUUUUCAAUACCUUUAUAAUGCGUUCGAUUUAUUGUUCGUAAAUUAGCCUUUAAUGUAUGUAUAUAUCGCUUCACAAUUCCCGAUUGUGUUUUUCGGAAGUCCUCUAAUUGUAAGUUAACGUAGUGUGGACAACACAUUUAAAAUCUGGCACAAUAUGAAUAAAAGAAAAAAUAUCGAAGGAAAAAUAUCAUUAGUCGACUAAAAUACUUAAGUUAUAUUAUCUAAGUGCCUUUUACUAUGUUUUCCAUACAAUUGCGGGUAUGUGUAUUGUCCGCUUGCUCGUAGUUUGUACAACGACAUGUAUUUUAUCAAAUUGUGAUUUUUAAUGAUUAUCAAUGUUGUCAGAUUUAAUCACAGAAAUGUUGUGUGGUUAAAUAUUCACCAAUACGUCGGACGUAUUUAUCGCCAGUGUACCUAACUUUCUAAUGAAAGAAUCAGUUCUUCAAGCGGUCAUCUUUUAAUUUCAUAUUUGUCUUCAGGAAGAAUUUUUUCCUUUCCGUGCAAAACGUUAAAUGUUCAGUAGAACGUCCAUUCCACAAAACAUGUAUAAGAAAGAUAAUCCAUAAAUGUCAUAUCAUAUUAUAUAAGAGGGUCUGGAUGUGGUUUACAGAAUAGAGAAUAAUGGGCAAACAGUGCAGUAUACAGGAUAAAAAAUAUAGAAAAGAGAAAAAUAGGCCAAUAAAAUAAAGAAUAGAGAAAAACAGGCAAAAUUUAUAUAGAAUAGGGAAAAAUGGCUUAAAGUAUACAGAAUUGAAGGACCCCACAUCCAGACCCUCAUAUAAACCAUUGUCUCAUACAUAAAACAGAAUACUAACAUCUAGUAUUUAAAAUUUAAGCAAUUGAUAUUUUUCAUAUUUAUACAAUACAUGAAUCAAUGAAUGUCUGUUUUAGGUUAAAUAAUUGGCACUUUAUUUAAUUUCUUUGUUUUUUAUAUGAUAGAAUUGUUAUUAUUUUGACUUACUUGUGUACAUUAUGUUCAAAUAACGAGUUAUGCACUUAUAAGCUGUUGUUUUGUUCGAUAAGCAAAAUCGAGAGAGCAUGCAUACAUAAUUGUAAGAUAUCCAUUAACUCUCAUUAUUCCUCCAAAAAUGAUUUGAUUUCUGUUUAAUCUUCAUCAGAUUAAUUGCAGCACGUUGGGUCAUUAUAAGCCCUUCUUAUUAGAGAAAUAUUAUUGUGUACCAAAGUCCGUUAGUCUAUCAGUCUCUAUAUAACAAUUCUUACAAUAACUCGAAUUUUCUGUAAACAAUUCUUAUGAAUUUUAAUCCAACAUUAGGAUUGAUGGAAAAAGUCCUCUUUUGAUUUUGAAAAUUUUUAGUCGUUCGUUCAUUAUAUAUAAAAUUAAAGGUAAUUUUUAAAAAAUCGAACACUUACUCGAGUAUAUGUAUUUUAAUUUACCUAAAAGUGUACACUUUUAUUAGGAUUAAAAAAAGAAAGUUCUUUUUCCGAUAUUUAUUUUUUUUCAUUUGUUGUUCCAGAGUUAUUGGACUUUUAACUGUCAGAUUCAAUGCAAUUUCUCACAUAUCGCACACUUACUUAAAGAGUAUACUUAGAUUUAUUAACUCAAAACUUUAAACUGCUAUUUGGAUUGAUCAAGGGAAACUCCCUUUUAAUUUUAAAACUCUUCUGAAUUGUCUUUCCAUAGUAACAGGAUUUUAACUGUCUCAAAUUUAAGUUAAUUUUCCACAUUUCGUACACUAACUUGAGAAUGCUAGGAUAGAUUUAAUUGCAACUUUACACAAUUGUUGGAAUUGGUAAAAGUAAGGUACUUUUUGAUUGUUGAGAUUGGUGAAUGAAGACCCACUUUGGAUUUGGAAAUUUUCUGGUCUGAUGUUAAAGAGUUAUGGGACUUUAAACAGUCAUAGUUUUAGGCAAUAUUUAUACACCUAAUGAUAUCCUAAAGCAACGUUUUCUACAGGGCCAUUUUAAUAGCUUCUGAUUAAAUACCUCCUUUAUAUUUAUAUUUUCAUUACAACAAUUUCAAUAUGCAAAAAUGGCGUAUUAUGCGCUCUUUGUGAAGAUGUUUAUUUUGUAACGUUCUAUCAGUUUUCCUUUUCUUUAUAUUCUAACAAAACAUAUUUUAUGUUUGGAAGUAACUUGUAUUCUGUGUGUUAUCAGUUAGAUAAUCAUAUGAUACAAAACGCAAAAAGUUUACCUUUAUUCAUGUUACCUGAGGAAAAAGAAAAUUUGAAAGAUUUUCGUCAGUUCCUGAAUUAUGCACAGAAAUUGAAGUGAUACAGUAUGAUAUAGCUGUUUUUGAGCUACAUGUAUAUCAAAAAAUUAAGCAGUGAAUUAGUAAGAUUGUUGAAAUCUGUAUGAAUGUUAAUUCGAAACUUUGUUUAAAAUGCUGACUAUCUGAAAUAUUACAAUAAAUGUUAUUUUAUA
Messenger RNA from Mytilus californianus (California mussel), 6808 nucleotides. Its product is annotated as glutamate receptor ionotropic, kainate 2-like. NCBI's taxonomy places the organism in Eukaryota, Metazoa, Mollusca, Bivalvia, Mytilida, Mytilidae. Gene Ontology annotation, biological process: monoatomic ion transport. Gene Ontology annotation, cellular component: postsynaptic membrane; plasma membrane. The coding region runs from base 1330 to 4167 and encodes 945 amino acids. Gene Ontology annotation, molecular function: glutamate-gated receptor activity. The transcript has 15 exons. The record is from RefSeq and is a predicted model, not a curated record.